AAUACACUGUCAUCCCACCUGCCCAUAAAAGACAAACCAAACAUGAAAUCUCUCUCUCUCUCCUUCUUUCUCUUUCUUUCUGUAAUGUUCUUGGCCAUUAAAUUCAUCAUCAUCAUCAGAAGAAGAAGGAGCUAGUUGAAAGGUGAGGUGGGUAAACAGAGAAAUUAAAAAAGAAAAAAAACCACUAGGGUUUUGCAAUUCACACAUUGUCAAAAUGUUUGAUGAAAUGCCGCAAGAACAUUUCCAUCAAUUCAUAGCAUCUUCUAGACCUCAGCCGUCUCCUCCUCCGCCGCCGCCGUCGACGACCACGCAACUGCCACCCUCUAUCUUCUCUUCAACAACGGCCAACUUCCCACUCUUUGAUCAUCAUCCAAACUACCCUUCUCAUCUCCAUUUACAAUCUCAAUUUCUAUUACACCAAUUGCAUCACAAGAAUGAUCAAGAUCAUCAAAGCCAAAGCCAAAGCCAGAUGAUUUCAUCCGGUUUGGAAAUCGAGAGAGAUGAUCGGUGGACUAAUGAUGAAGUUCUUGAGCUACUUAGAAUUAGAUCCAACAUGGAGAAUUGGUUCCCUGAUUUCACAUGGAACCAUGUUUCAAGCAGGAAGCUAGCAGAGAUUGGAUUCAAGAGAAGUCCGGAAAAGUGCAAGGAGAAAUUUGAAGAAGAAAGCCAACAUUUGAGUAACAAUGUCACUUACACAAAAAAAUAUAGAUUCUUUAGUGAACUUGAAGAGAUCUGUCAUGUUGAUCAAAACCCUCCUUUUGAAGAAGAAGAGGAUCCAUCAGAAGAAAAUGCUCAACAAGAACAAGACAGAAGAAACCAAACAAAAGGCGAAAAGAGGAAGAGAUCAUCUAAGAAGAAGAAAUUCAAAAAGAUAAAACAAUUCUUCGAAGAAAUUGUUAACAAAAUGUUGGUCCAACAAGAAGAACUCAACAACAAGCUUAUACAAGACAUGUUAAAAAGAGAUGAAGAAAAUAUCGCAAAAGAAGAAGCUUGGAAGAAACAAGAGACCGAAAGAAUCAACAAAGAGAUCGAAUCAAGAGCCAAAGAACACGCCAUUGCCAAAGAAAGACAAGCGAAAAUUAUCGAAUUCUUAAACAAAUUCACGUCAAACUCACAAAACCCUAAUCACCACAACAAACUCGAAGCCGCCUCGUCAUCUUCUACCGGUCCAAACACCGAAAAGGACAUCGACACAAGCAAGAGAUGGCCAAGAGAAGAAGUUCUUGCUUUGAUAAACCUAAGAAGUAACCAUUAUAGAGAUGAGAAACAAGGAUUAGCAAGAGGUCCAUUAUGGGAGAGAAUCUCAAAAGGAAUGUUGGAUUUGGGUUACAAUAGAAGUGCAAAAAGAUGCAAAGAGAAAUGGGAGAACAUAAACAAAUAUUAUAGGAAAACAAAGGAUGCUAACAAGAAGAGGUCAGUUGAUUCUAGGACUUGUCCUUAUUUUCAUCAACUUAGCACCUUAUACAACCAAACCUCCUCCCUAGGCCAACCACCAUCGGAAAACCAUUCUUUAACGGAAACCAACAAUGGAAAUGGCAUUAAUGAUGAUUAUUAUGAUGAUCAUAAUGAUGAUGAAGAAGAUCAUAUUGGAUUGUAGGGUUUAUUUAUUAUCUUAAUUAGGUCAAGAUUCUUAAGUGGGAUUGUAAGAGUUUAUUUGUAUGUUCAUGAGUGUGAUUUUGAUGGAGAUGUAUGUAACUGUUUUUUUAAGGCUGCCUUUUCAGUAGUAUAUCUGGUAAUAGUACCUUAUUUAUUUUUUAUUUAUUU
Messenger RNA from Impatiens glandulifera, 1764 nucleotides. Its product is annotated as trihelix transcription factor GTL2-like. The record is from RefSeq and is a predicted model, not a curated record. Lineage: Eukaryota; Viridiplantae; Streptophyta; Magnoliopsida; Ericales; Balsaminaceae. Bases 215 to 1597 code for a protein of 460 amino acids. The transcript has 2 exons.